AUGAUGUAAUGGGUGAUUAUUUUCACUAGUAUUUUACCACCAACUGUACCUUUCAAAUCAUGGUCUUCCAUUUCUUUUUUUUGUGGUGUGGAUUGCUAUGAAUCAUCAUGUUUCAGUUGAGUUUUCUGGGUUUUUUUGUUAUUUUGCUGCACUCUUUAUCUUCGAUGAGAAAAUUUGCUGUUUAAGCCCAGUAACUGGGUGGUUAUGAUGGUUUUCUCAACCUGGGUUGCAGGAAAAUAGAUGAUCGAGCAUUUCUGUCUCCUGAGUUUCCUGGACAGUUUAAUUUGUAUUCACAAGCUGAAAAUACAUCAGAGGAUUUCAAGUGUAACAAAACGGUAUGGCAAUUAAGGAUUGGAUAAAUAAGCGGGGAUUCAGUGUUCGAGGGAGGUUUCAGAAGAUGAUGAAGUGCAUCUGGUCAGGACAGCAGAUAAGAGUUGAUGAUACUAUUGCUUCUUCUGAGUCCCUAGCGACUCGGGAUUAUUCAGUGAGUGGUUACUCGUCUAGACCUGGUGAGAUGGUGGAAACAAAGGUUGACAACAGCAAUAUUGAAGAAGCAGAGUCAUCUCUUCGGGAGAGUGGUUAUCUAAACUACGAGGAAGCAAGGGCAUUGUUAGGAAGGCUUGAGUAUCAAAAAGGAAAUGUAGAAGCGGCACUCCAUGUAUUUGAAGGAAUAGAUGUUGCUGCUGUGACUUCCAAGAUGAAAGUCUCCCUUGCCAGAAGAUGUGAACAAAAUCGGCGCCGCUCACAAAGUGAUGCUGCUCCAGCCAUGUCUAUGCAUGCUAUUAGCUUACUUCUUGAAGCUAUAUUUCUGAAGGCAAAAUCAUUGCAGCAUAUUGGAAGGUUUGGAGAAGCUGCUCAUUCAUGCAAAGUUAUUUUGGACACUGUUGAAUCUGCAUUGCCAGAGGGCCUUUCCGACAACUACUCUACAGAUUGUAAAUUACAGGAAAUUCUUAACAAAGCUGUUGAAUUGCUUCCGGAGCUGUGGAAACUUGCAGGGGAUCCCCAAGAAGCUAUCUUGUCAUACCGGCGGGCUCUCCUCUACUACUGGAAUCUUGAUAUGGGAACCAAAUCAAAACUAGAAAAGGAAUUUGCAUUGUUGCUUUUAUACAGUGGUGCCGAUGCAAGCCCUCCAAACCUCCGUUCGCAGAUGGAAGGUUCCUUUGUGCCAAGAAACAACAUAGAAGAGGCUAUUCUUUUAUUACUACUUCUGCUGAGAAAAUUUGUUCUCAAAAGGAUUGGAUGGGAUCCAUCAAUCUUGGAUCAUCUUGCUUUUGCUUUAUCUGUUUCAGGGGAACUAAGAGCCAUAGCUCAUCAGGUUGAAGAGUUGCAUCCAGAGAUCAUGCAAAGAAAAGAAAGAUAUUCUACUUUGGCUCUCUGCUACUAUGGGGAGGGUGAAGACAUAGUUGCAUUGAAUCUUUUGCGGAAUCUUUUGAAUAGCAGAGACAAUCCAGACUGCAUUCUGGAAUUGUUGCUAGCCUCGAAAAUUUGUGGGGAGAAUAUGAGUUGUAUUGAAGAAGGAACAAGUUGGGCUUGCAAAGCACUUUCUGGAUUGAAUGGGAGAUGUGGGCAGAUGAUGAGCAAAGCUAACUGCUUACUGGGAGUUUUAUUGUCAGCUCAGUCUAGGUUGGUUUCUUCUGAUUCUGAGAGGAUUUUGAAGCAGUCUGAAACAAUUGAGGUGCUGGAAACUGCAGAAAAGAUGAUGACAGAAAGGGAUCCCUACAUUGUAUUCCAUCUUUGUCUAGAAAAUGCUGAGCAGAGGAAGUUGGAUGUUGCACUUUAUUAUGCAAAGCAGCUGUUGAAACUUGAAGCAGGGUCUAGUGUUAAAGGAUAUGUCCUUUUGGCUCGGAUAUUGUCUGCUCAAAAACGGUUCGUCGAUGCAGAGACAGUAAUUAACGCUGCACUUGACCAAAGUGGGAAGUGGGACCAAGGAGAACUGUUGAGAACCAAAGCUAAACUUCAGAUUGCACAGAACCAGUUAAAAAAUGCGGUUGAGACAUACACUCAUCUUCUUGCUGUUCUCCAAGUUCAGUAUAAAAGCUCAGGUGGUGGGAAGAAACUUCUAAAGACCAAGGGAAACUGGGAUAGAAGCUUGGAAAUGGAAACAUGGCAUGAUCUAGCUAACGUGUACACCAGCUUGUCACAAUGGAGGGAUGCUGAGGUCUGUCUGUCAAAAUCUAAAGCUAUCAGUCCUUUUUCCGCUUCUAGAUGGUACUCUACAGGUCUACUUAAUGAAGCUAAGGGGUUCCACCAAGAAGCUCUGAGAUCAUACAGGAAGGCAUUAGAUGUUGAACCCACACAUGUUCCAAGCUUAAUAUCUACUGCCUGCAUCCUCAGACAGCUUGGUGGCCAAUCAAUGCCCAUAGUUAGAAGCUUUCUGACCGAUGCACUUCGACUUGACAGAACAAACCCUGCUGCCUGGUACAAUCUGGGGUUGCUCUACAAGGCUGAUGCUAGUGCAUCAGCCCUAGAGGCUGCUGAAUGCUUUGAGGCUGCUGCUCUUCUUGAAGAAUCUGCUCCAAUUGAACCCUUUAGAUAAGCAGCUUUACGGUCAUAUUUUUUUUCACUGUUAGCCAUGUCUGAAUUGUUGUAUGUAAAUUAGAUAUUGGACAUGUGAUUUUGUACAUCUUAGGUUAUUUAGCAUAGAUUUGGAAAAAGUUAAAAAAAUGAAAGGAAAAUGGCAUAUUUUUGUGAUUUAA
Molecule: messenger RNA, 2696 nt
Organism: Theobroma umbraticum
Lineage: Eukaryota; Viridiplantae; Streptophyta; Magnoliopsida; Malvales; Malvaceae
Product: protein NPGR2-like
Molecular function (GO): protein binding
Source: RefSeq, a predicted model, not a curated record